AUCUCUGCAUGCAGGGGGAGUGAUUUGAUUUUCAGCUGAUUCAAACAUGGAGACCCUGGGUGAGCUAGUUUUGUUGGUUAGUUUGAUUAUCGUGUGCUUUAGUGCUAGAGGUUGCUCACAGGCACAGCCGCAGGGGCCUCAAGUACCAUGCUUCUUCAUCUUUGGUGACUCCUUGGUGGAUAAUGGAAAUAACAAUGGCAUGGUUACACUUUCCAGGGCUAAUUACAGGCCCUACGGCAUCGAUUUUUCCCAGGGUACCACGGGUCGUUUCACCAAUGGUCGCACUUUUGUUGAUGCUCUUGCUCAACUUAUGGGGUUUCCACAGUACAUUCCACCCUAUUCAAGAGCUCGGGGCCCUGAACUGUUGCGGGGAGUUAACUACGCCUCAGGAGCAUCUGGUAUUCGAGAUGAAACGGGCGACAAUCUGGGAGAUCACACAUCGAUGAACGGACAGGUCGCCAACUUUGCCAACACGGUGGUGCAAAUGAGAAGGUUGUUCAGAGGAGACACCAAUGCUCUCACCAGCUAUCUAAGCAAGUGCAUAUUCUAUUGUGGGUUGGGAAGUAAUGAUUAUCUUAAUAACUAUUUCAUGCCCAACUUCUAUACAACUAGCUCGGAUUUCACUGCAAAAGCUUAUGCAGCCGCUCUCAUUCAGGACUAUACCCGCCAGCUAACUCAAUUACAUAGCUUAGGAGGUCGUAAGGUGAUCGUAACAGCUGUUGGACCAAUUGGUUGCAUACCGUACCAGCUUGCAAGGUAUCAUAGUAACAGCACCGGCUGCAAUGAAACUAUCAACAAGGCAAUCGUUCUUUUCAACACCGAGCUAAGGAAGGUGGUUGAUCGUUUCAAUGGUGGUCAACUGCAAGGAGCAAAGUUUGUUUACCUGGAUUCCUACAAGAGCAGCACUGAUCUAUAUAAAAACGGGACAGCUAAUGGUUUCGAAGUGAUAGACAAAGGAUGUUGCGGAGUUGGAAGGAACAAUGGGCAGAUAACUUGCCUUCCCCUUCAACAACCAUGUACUGAUCGAAGAAAAUACUUGUUCUGGGAUGCCUUUCAUCCAACCGACCAAGCCAACAUUAUGUUUGCACAGGCAUCAUAUGGAUCACAGUCAUACACAUAUCCUAUAAACAUACAAAAAUUGGCAAGUCUAUAAAAGGGAUUCACAUCUUCUUGGAGUCAUAUGCGCGCAUGUUGUUUCAGUUCAUAAUUAAUGUAAUGUGAUUGUUUGUCAA
Theobroma cacao (cacao) is the source of this 1232-nucleotide messenger RNA. RefSeq names its product GDSL-like Lipase/Acylhydrolase superfamily protein. The record is from RefSeq and is a predicted model, not a curated record. Gene Ontology annotation, molecular function: hydrolase activity, acting on ester bonds. NCBI's taxonomy places the organism in Eukaryota, Viridiplantae, Streptophyta, Magnoliopsida, Malvales, Malvaceae.